Molecule: messenger RNA, 7931 nt
Organism: Schistocerca gregaria
Lineage: Eukaryota; Metazoa; Arthropoda; Insecta; Orthoptera; Acrididae
Product: G-protein coupled receptor moody
Exons: 9
Coding region: 290-1429 (379 amino acids)
Biological process (GO): G protein-coupled receptor signaling pathway
Cellular component (GO): membrane
Molecular function (GO): G protein-coupled receptor activity
Source: RefSeq, a predicted model, not a curated record
UUUUUUCCGCUUACAGCACAGACGUACCGAAGGUCUGUUGCGGGGUAGUGCUCCGUUAUACAUCGCCAAGGGCCCAUUCUCCUGCUCAGGCGUCGCCUACAUCGCAGUCCUCAAAACUCUGCCCUUUAAGGUGCGCAACGCGACGGCGGUGUUCAUCAUCAACCUGUCUGUGUCGGACCUGUCGUUCUGCUGCUUCAACCUGCCGCUCGCCGCGUCCCUGUUCGCGCAGCGCGCCUGGACCCACGGCGACCUGCUGUGCCGGCUCUUCCCGCUCUUCCGCUACGCCCUCAUGGCCGUCUCGCUCUUCACCGUGCUGGCCAUCACCAUCAACCGAUACGUCAUGAUCGGACACCCCAGGCUCUACCCGAGGCUGUACCGGCGGCGCUGGCUGGCGCUGAUGGUGGCGUCCACGUGGCUGCUGGGCUUCGGCGCGCUGGUGCCCACGUGGCUCGGCGUCUGGGGCCGCUUCGGUCUUGACGACAAGGUGGGCUCGUGCACCAUCCUGCACGACCACAACGAGCGCACGCCCAAGGAGUUCCUCUUCAUCGUCGCCUUCGUCAUCCCCUGCAUCGUCAUCGUCGUGUGCUACGCGCGCAUCUUCUACAUCGUGCGCAAGACGGCGCUCAAGUCGCGCGGCCCCCGCGGGGGCGGUUCCAGCGUGGCAGCCGCCUCCGCCAACAGCGGGGGCGGCACCGCCGCCUCCAGGAAGGCCGACGCCGCGCUCUCCUCCUCCGCAGCCAGGGCGCACGGCGUGCUGGAGAACGGCGCUGGAGCGGCGUCGCGCCUGGAGGCUGGCUCCAGGCCGCUGCUGCUGGACGUGCCGAGGACAGCCCGCGAGCCCUCCUCCUCCUCCGGCAUCGAUGUCAGCAAUGCGGGGAGCCUGUGCGACGAGGACGACACCGCAUGUGGGGGCGCGGCCGGCGUCGGCAGCCGCAGCGGGACGCCCACCUCCCUGAGCAGCCGAGGGGGCGGCAGGAGCUGCGGGGGCCGUCGGAGGCGGCGCUCGGGCAGGUCGCCGUCCGCAGUCGCACUCAGCUCCGCUCUCUGCCAGGUGGCAGCAGUGUUUGGCAGAGGGCGCGCACCCAGCGGCAGCCCCUGCUCCGUCCGCAGAUACAGCAACAACAACCUGGCCGCUGCACUGCCCACCAGCCCGCCCGUCCCAGGGAAGAUGACGACGAAGGACAAGAAGCUUCUGAAAAUGAUCCUGGUGAUCUUUGCAUCGUUUGUGGUGUGCUACCUGCCCAUCACGGUCAGCAAGACAUUCCACUCGGUCACCAACCUGCACGGGCUCAACAUCGCUGGCUACAUCCUCAUCUACCUGUCCACGUGCAUAAACCCCAUCAUCUAUGUCGUCAUGAGCUCAGAGUACCGCCAGGCGUACAAAAACCUGCUCAUGUGCCGUGCCUCGUCUGGAGCCCGCCAUUUUUGAAGGUGGAGCGACACCCGGCGGAGGCGGUUCUGGGGCGGGGGCGGGACAGCAGCCGCAGCGGCAGGACAACAACGUGAUGGAGCUGGCGGUGGCAGGGACAGUCGGUCGCUGCGGGUCACAGCGAGCAUGACGGUGACGCCGGAGGCCGUGGUGGCGACGGGGGCGCCACCCCCAUCCCCACAGGGAGCUCGCGUCGGCUGCGGGCAGCGGCAGUGGGCGCAAGACUCAGUCGUCGCAGCCUCCCUGCAGCGGGUGAGGGACGGGCCGUCGGACAAGAAACUUGGACGCCGGCACUGCAGAUGUGUCAUUCCUCUGUGAUGGGUGAGGGAGUGCCGAGUGUCGACCGCCUCACAGGUCUCCACGUACUGCCAAACAGCAGAAAUGGUCAUCAGUGAACGUGUCACCCGUGUUAGUGUUGUACAGUUUUCUCUUCAGCUGUAUGCCUCAACUUACUGUGAGAGCCGAGGGCAGUGAGCUGUUGUGGGACUUCUAUUUUGUGUUAAACUGUGACAGAAUCACCUCUGCUUUCACGUUCGAUUGUCCAUAUUUUGUAACUUGGAUACUUUCAAGUUAUACAAUGAAAGAGCUGUCCAGAUCCAGUUUCGUUUAAGUAAAUCAACUGUAAUUUAAACACACACCACCACCAUCACCAAAAAGUUGGGAAUGAUGACUCUCGCUUCACAAUGUUGUUUAUUUUCUUGCAGAAACUCAAGCUUUUGAAUGUCAUCUCCAUGACUUUUGACAGGAGCAACUGACUACUGUGGUGCCUUCUUGUACCGCGUAUACAGCUUCUGAUCGGUCAGUGGACAUCACCAUUGUUUCACUCUGUGAAAGUUUGUGUGUAGACGCCUACACUGGCGGUGCCACUACCCGUGUAGUGGCGUAAAUAAAUUGCCCAAUUCCUUCACAUCAAGGGCUCCCUGUAAUGCACUACUAAGAUUAUAUAGCUGCUAACCCGGCUGAAGUAGUAGUGGCACAUUGUAAUUUCUACUUCCUUUUUAAUGACAGAAUCCCAUUAUGAGUAUUCAAUGGACAAGACAGUUUCACCGAACAGUAUUUGUGAUGCUGUGCUUGGCAACUGGUCGUUUCCCAAGUUUUACUGCACUGUUGAUACUCUGCAUAGCAGUCAGAAAUGGUACAGAUGGACUGAUUGAUAUACCCACAAACAGUCAUGUACAUAGCAGGGACUGUGAGACCAUGUGUGCAUCAUCUCAUUUAUCAACUGAAAUCAUAUUCCAAGGACACUACCAGUUUGGCUGGAUUUAACACCGCAAGGCAGAAGGAGCACAAUAAGUAGAUCAUCACACGAUUGUUCAAAAUACUCACAUUUUUGUUUCUUUCAGAACAGGUACUUCAGAUCAUUAAUCUCAGAAUAUAAAAAGAUAAUUCUGUUUCUGACCAUUGGAAUCAGGUGUAGCUGUCUUUGUCAACACAAUUCUCUGUUCACGACUAGAUGACAAAAUAAUACUAGUUUGAACUUUACUGUGUGCCAGAUAGUGAUGAAAUAGGUGAACCUAAUUGCAGCAGAAAUUUGUAUCAGCUUUUUGGUGGUGUAUAUGCAAUUCAGUAAACCCUGUCAUCAGCUUCUGUGAGAAAUGUACGACAAAAGAGAAUUAAAUUUCUCGUGAACAGGGAACCAACAGCUCACCACAUAUUAUUAGAAUGUAAAGUAACAAUGAAUACCAAGAAGAAAAGAAUAACCAAAUGAGGUCAUACUGUCAAAUUUUGUGCUGAAAUUUAUCGUGCAGAAGUGACAAUGGCCAAAUGCAGUUUCGGACUGUUCACCCAGUUUUCAAACCCGGAAUGUAGUCACUUCCCUGAACAUAUGUUCUUAUAACUACACAUACACAGCCACAUGGAAGGAUUUGUUGGUGCUUAAGUUUUUGUCACGAUGUGAUGACUGCUUUUGUGUUCAUUUCCCUUACUGAUACAGCUAAUUGAUAUUUAAGUGUGUUUGAAUUAUCUGUUGUAGUUUUAUCUCUGUAUGAAAAAAAUCGCUUUAUUGCACUUCCAUUUUUCAGAAUUAUGCUCAGUGUCCUCUCAUCAACAGUGGAUUGGUAUUCUAAUACACAUAUAACCAUCGCUGUAUUCUGGAAUAAACAUUUUGUUUUUAAAACAUGGGAGAAAGCUUAACUAUUUGAUCAGAUAUGUUUUCAAACCAAAUACUUCACUUGUAGUUUCAGUCUCCUCGAAGUGUACUUGAAAGACGGAAUAAAUUGGCACAGCAUUGAGGGCAACGGUUGUACAGAUCCCCAUGUAGGUUUUUCUUUGACUUCCAUAAAUGUCCUAAGACGAAUGCAGAGAUUGCUCCUUUGAAGGACACAUCUGAUUCCCUUCUCCAGUCUCAACUAGUGUUUCAUCUCUAAUGGCCUUCUCCUCAAUGAAAUGUUAAACAUUUAGGGUCCUUUUAUCUCUCCUAACUUAGAGAACAGGUGUUCAGGGAGACAAAAUAUACAAAUUAUAAUGUACAAGGAAAUUGGUUUGAUUGCUAUGCAAAAAAAUUAAGAUAUGAUAUAUGUCAAUAAAACUGGACAACAUGUUCUUUUAUGGUUAUUUUUUCUUAGUAGAUUGUGCGGCUUUCUUUUCUAAUAAUCUGUAAUGAAGUGUGAAUACGCUGUUUAAGCAAGUACAGAAAGAAUUAUGUUAGUUUGUUCUAUUUCUACCAUAGAAUGCGAUGGUGACUGUCCAUUGAAAUGCAUCGUUUAUAUAUAAUGUGGGUGAAUAAAGAUGUUCCAUUGUGUAAGUGCAGCAUGAUCACUGGUGUCUUUUGAGACUAUAAUAACCGGUUUACAGUUCUUUACCUGUACAAAUUUCUUUGUGAAAAACUGCAACUGUUUUACUUUUUACACGCAUGUGAAUCACGUCCUCCAUCAUUAAACAUUACCAAUGUUCACUCUUAAUAUUUUGUAGUGAAAGUUCAAAGGGUAAAUAUUUAGACUAAUAAAGAUGUGACCCAUCUACAUGUGCAUGUAUUACUGCAUACCACAUAGGUGCAUUCCAAGAAUAAUUACAGUAAGUAUUCAAUCUCAAUGAAAUUAAUGAUUUCACCAAUGACUUAUUUUGUGGUCGAUAUCUCUUCAUACAAAUGUCUUAGUGUUUAGCUCGAUGUGUAUUCAGUCAUAAAAGUUAGCUGUUCUGAAACAUCAGGUGCAGGCUCUAGAUUUUUAGGUUUUUGUUUCUUUAUGGAAUUGCCCUGCUCCCAUCUCUUUGCUUGAAAAUUACUAAAUGUAUGGUUGGAAGAGAAUUAUGUGCAAUUUGAGGAAAAUGUAUGUAGAGAUGCAUAAGGUAGUUAGAACAGGGUAAAAUCUCUUAUUUUUAUAUUAAUUGUGGACUGGGUUACCCAAGAAGACCAAUGAUUACUUACAAGUAAAGAAAAUUGAAAACACUAUCAAAGGAGAAGGCAAAAAUCUGGCAUCAUUACAUUUGUAAAGAACUGAAAUAAUUGUCAUUUAGCUUUUUUAAACUAUGUAUUUUAAGUCCUACUUGCCUCAGAAAUGUGUAACAUAUUUUAUAUAACCGCAAGAUUGCAAAAUGGUAUUCUAAGGAUGUGAGCACAGUAUAAAACAAAGUCAGUUUCAUCAGUGAUGAUGUAUAAUUGUUUCUCAAGAUAAACAUAUAAAGACAUGUCAUUAAUAUUUUGUAAUUAUAUAUUUUGUUUGUCAGUUUGUUUUUCUAGAGUUUCUGGUAAUAAAGCAGUUUGUUUUGCAAAUAUUUGACGCAAAAAGUCUGCAUGUAUGAUGUUCCAUAGGUGUAAGGAUUGACUUUAGUCAGUGUUACAGUUAGUAAGUCACUGUAAAUAUGAAUGUAACUACAGACUGUAAAUUUAUUUACAGGAUAGUGUCAUGCAAUAUGGAAGGUGCACCAUUAAUGUGUAUGUUAUGAACAGUUGGGGACUGUGUGACUUCACAUAAUUAUAAACAGUUUUGCUAUUUUCUGAAUAUUUACUGUUUUAUAUCAACUAUUAUGAAUACUCUUGUAGCUUUUUAAGUUAACUAGCUAUUUAGGAAACACUAAACAUAAUAAGUGUGAAUAUAAAUGUACUGAACUACGCAGGUAUAUAAAAGAAAUAAUAUAAUUGUUUUUCAUAAAAACAGUAAGUUACAUUAGUAAAGUGAUAAUAAGUCUUUGAUGGUACGAUUCAAAAAUAUUUAAUUCCAUAGAAAUCUGUGACUAAAGUAGUAAUUUCAUUAUUUUUCAGGUGGUAAAUAUUGUACACCAACUUGGCAUCAAAAAAUGAAAUGCUGAAAGUAAUAUUUUUUUAUUUGAUGUUAUGGAGAGGAAGCACUGGAAAGAGACUGAAAAAAAUCCUUUGGCAAAAGCUUGUGGAUUAAAACACUGCAUUAGUCUAUAGGAAAAUGAAUUUUGUAUUGGCAAUAAAAAUAUACAGUAAAGUGGUCAGUUCAUAACAGGAAGCAAUUUCCCAGUAUAAGUUAGUGAAAAUGAAAUAUCACAAAUUAUAUUAAUGCUCAUAUACUAAUUUUCUAGUCAUUAUUGUUUUCUUAUACAGAUAUAUUUCAAGUCAUUGUAAAUGGGUAUAUUAUGAUUUAUAGAAGCCAAUUACCAAAGAUCUAUGACCAACUGACCUUUAUGCUUGUGAUCCAUUUUGUCUGUCAGAACCACAAAAAAUGUAACAGAUAAUUACAACAAACAAACAGCCAUGGACACAGGCUAACCUUAUUUACAAAAUGAUAUAAUCUGGGCACUAAGCAGGAGGGCCACCCCUAACUUUGCGUUAAUAGUGUAUUUUGUUACUGUCUGAAGAAACAGACUUCCUACACUUUCCAGUAUGUUUUUUUUUUUUUCUCACCAGUUGAAUGGAAUGUUUCAUAAUUUCCACUCAUUAUUAAGCCAUCCAUUUAUCUUCUACUGAUGAUCCUGAUUUGUGUGUGUGUGUGUGUGUGUGUGUGUGUGUGUGUGUGUGUGUGUAAAAUGUUGAAGGUGAUACAUGGACAUAAUCGUAUGCCUUCCCCCUAUGUAACAGGAUGACUGUGAUUGGCUUGUAUUCCUGAAAGUACUUUCCAAACAGCAUAAAUGAGGAUCUUCAGUUUAUAUCUCUAGUUAUAAUGUAGCGUUGUUUAUGAAUAUAUAAGCAAUUUUUCAUCACCGUCAGUUGUGAAAUACAAUUUUUUUUUUUUGGGGCCUGCAUUGUUGGAUGCAACUCAGAAACAACACUACUCAACUUAUUAUUUGUGUCGUCGUCGCCCCUCCCCACCCCUCAUGAAAUUUUUUCAGAGGAAAAACUGCAUGGCAGUAAAAAUACAGAUGGCUUAAUAACUCAAAUUAAACAAAUGACUUUUACAACAGUGUGGUAUGAGUUCGAAAAAUUAUCUUAACUUCAUCUUUAUCUGAGCAUGAUUAUUUUUUAAUGUAUAAUUUUAUAUGUCGUAGAGUUCCAAAAACUGUUUUCCAAGUAUGUAUAUAAAAAAUGGAUACAAGGAUAUGGGGCAUAGUUUAAGAUCAAGCAAUGUAACCAAAGGUCCAGAGAAUUAUUUAUUAGAUGUAGUCAUCAUGUUACCAAUAAACUUAUAGUGUGUUUAAUUUGAUUUGCUAAUAUUCAGCAUUAAACAGAUUUCCAGCAUCAUAUAAAAACUGAUUUCAGUCACAAACUUGGUUCCUAAACAUUCCCUUAUGUCCAUUCUGGACAAACAAUGUAGUAGAGAAUGAGAGAUUCAUAUCAUGGCAGAAGUACUAUUCUUUCAGUGAGUGUAACAUCUACACAAUGGCAGCAAUUCAUUCAGUGGUUUAACUACCAUUAAAAAUAUACUGGUAAUUUAAAAAAUGAAAGUUAUUUUUAAUGUUAAAGCUAAGUAGUAAAGGAGCAGUGCAUUGUGAAUCUGAAGUAUUAUUUUCCUGCAUGUUAACUUCCAAUAAUUUAUUACUCAGAAACUAAAUUUCUGUUUAAACUAAGGAAAACACUGAAACACUUAGCUAAAAUAAUGCUGUCAUGAAACACUCCAGAUAUUGACAUAAAAGAAAAUUGUUUAAGAAGCAUCAGGAUGACAACACUGCCAUUACAAACAGAAUUUUCUCACCUGUACACUUAUCAGAAAAUAGUGGGUAAAAAAAAAAAAAAACAACCAUGUUUAUGACUCUUUGGUUACCAUUUCCUGUUUGCUAUAGCAGUCAUUAGGUACUUUAGUGCAUAAAUUUUUAACUUUUCUUUAUGUCUUAGAUAUUAUUUGAUUAAAAAUUGAUGCAUAUUUAUUUGCCAUAAUUUUCAGAAACAGAACAUUUUAUGAUGUUAAUUUCUUCAUAAAUUUUAGCUUUUCUUGCAGGUCAAAGCUAUAUCAUUGUCUAUGAUAAGAGGGUCACAGCUAUCCAGUGUUGUGUUUAGCCAAAAAAAUUAAUUUGAUUCUACUGGAGAACAUAAAGCUGACAUUGUUCUGAAAAGAAUUUUUUAUAUUAUAAACCAAUUUAUUUAUAUGCUGUACUUUUGAUGUAAUUUGUGUCCGUUCACUAUCAUUCAUUUUAUUAUAUUUCAAAUAAAUGUACAUUUACAGAA